CUGCAGAGAGCAAGUGCCCAGUGAUGCAUGUGGCUCCUGGCUGCUCUGCACAAUGAGAGCCGAAGUGCCUGGGCCAGCCAGCACGGCUCCAGCUGUGCAGCCUGGGCAGGGGGACUCUGCAACCCACAGCUCUGAGCUUCUCCACACAGAGAUCAGCCAUAGCAUCUUCUCACCAAGCAUCUCCUCGGCAGCUGAGCGCAUCAGUGCCAUCCUGCAGCAGGAAGAGGUGGGGGACCGAAAGUGGCCACCGCUGUUCGUCCAGCUCAAUGAGCUGUUCAGCACUGCAUCAGGCCUGGCGUGGAGAGAAACAGCUAGGUGGAUUAAAUUUGAGGAGAAGGUGGAAGAUGGAGGGGAGCGCUGGAGCGUACCUCAUGUCCCAGCACUCCGCCUGCACAGCCUCUUUGAGCUGAGGACAUGUUUGCAGGAGGGGACAGUGCUGCUGGAUCUGGAUGCCCACAGUUUCAAGGAAAUAAUCGAAAAAGCACUCUCUGCACAGCCUGAUGCAUGGGAGCCUGAGCUGCAGGACUGCCUGGCAGCUUUGCUGCUUUGCCAGCCGCUGCACCGAACCACCACAGCCCCGCUGCGUGUGCUCACAGAGCUCAGCCUUGCUCCCUGCAGAGGGAAGACCAAAUCCUGCCCUGAGUCCAGAACCCAGCUCUCACAAACACCUCUCAAGGAGCAGCUGAGAAACCAAUUUAAGAAGAAGCUUCUGCCAGGGGCCGAAGUAGCCAGCGUUAUGGUCGGGGAAGUCGACUUCCUGAAGAAGCCAUUUCCCGUCUUCCUUCGCUUAAGAGAGGCUGUGACCCUUGGCUCACUGGCUGAAGUUGCCCUCCCCAGCAGGUUUCUUUUCAUUCUGCUGGGCCCUCAAGCCAAAGCGAAAGCCUACCAUGAGAUUGGAAGAGCUAUGGCCACGUUGCUGACAGAUGAGCUCUUCCAAAGGAUUGCCUGGCAGGCUAAGCACCAAGAAGACCUUAUUGCAGGGAUUGAUGAGUUUCUGGAUGAACUGACUGUGCUUCCUCCUGGAAAAUGGGACCCCAGUGACCGAAUUCCUCCACCACACUGCCUGUCGUCCUCAAACAAGAGGAUCUCCAUGCACCUGCGGGAGUGGAAAUCUCGCUGCAACGGGAACACAACUGCUGCCAAGGACAGGCCUAGCCUGGCCCAUCUGCAUACCAGUGAAGAGCUGGAGAGGACAGGAAGACUCUUUGGGGGGCUGAUCCGAGACAUCCGAAGGAAGGCAUAUUGGUAUCGCAGUGAUUUCUCUGAUGCCAUGCACAUCCAGUGCCUCUCAGCAGUUCUCUACAUCUACCUGGCAACGGUCACCAAUGCCAUCACCUUUGGGGGCAUGCUGGGGGAUGCAACGGCCAACAUGCAGGGUGUACUGGAGAGCUUCCUGGGCACUGCCUUCACUGGCUUCAUCUUCUGCCUCUUCUCCGGCCAGCCCCUGACCAUCCUGAGCAGCACUGGCCCAGUUCUGGUAUUUGAGCGUCUCCUCUUCUCCUUCAGCGAGGACUACGGUCUGGACUACCUGGAGUUUCGCCUUUGGAUUGGGCUCUGGGUGGCCUUUUUCGGCUUGGUUUUGGUGGCCACUGAAGCGAGUCACUUGGUGCAGUAUUUCACUCGCUUCACUGAGGAAGGCUUCUGUGCCCUCAUCAGCCUGAUCUUCAUCUAUGACUCUCUAAAGAAGAUGCUGAGCCUGGCAGAAGCCUUCCCCAUCAACUGGCACUACCAGACUGAUGAUGUGACCUUGUACAGCUGCACCUGCAACUUAUCUGUCCCAGGCCACAUCACAGCAGGCAACAACACACUGUCUCCUCCACCUAUCACCCUGCAGCAGCUUCCUGCCACACUGAACCGGGCCCAGUGCCUGGGCCAAGGAGGCCACCUCCUGGGGAGCAGCUGCCCGUAUGUGCCUGACAUUGCCCUUCUGUCCUUCCUCCUCUUUGGAGGUACCUUCCUCUGCUGCACCACACUCAAGCACUUCAAGAGCAGCCGCUACUUCCCCACGGGGUUUCGGAAGCUGGUAAGUGACUUCUCCAUCAUCCUGGCCAUCCUCAUCUUCUGUGCCAUCGAUGCGGCUCUUGGUCUGGAGACCCCCAAGCUUCUGGUUCCCAGCGAGCUGAAGCCCACAAAUCCCAUGAGGGGCUGGAUCGUCUUCCCCUUUGGAGCCAACCCCUGGUGGAUCUGCCUGGCAUCUGUGGUGCCUGCCAUCCUCGUCACCAUCCUCAUUUUCAUGGACCAGCAGAUCACAGCUGUCAUUCUUAACCGCAAGGAGUACAAGCUGCAGAAAGGGGCAGGCUUUCACCUGGACUUCCUCUGUGUCUCACUCCUGAUGAUUGUCACCUCUGUGAUGGGCCUUCCUUGGUAUGUGUCGGCCACUGUCAUCUCCCUGGCACACAUGGACAGCCUCAGGAAGGAGAGCACUGCCUCAGCUCCAGGCGAGCAGCCCGAAUUCCUGGGCAUCAGGGAGCAGAGGUUGACUGGCCUGGUGGUCUUCAUCCUGACAGGAGUUUCUGUCUUCAUGGCACCCAUUCUCAAGUAUAUCCCAAUGCCAGUGCUGUAUGGGGUCUUUCUGCACAUGGGAGUGGCAGCUCUGAACAGCAUCCAGUUCACGGACCGAGUGCGGCUGCUUCUGAUGCCUGCGAAACACCAGCCAGAUCACCUCUACCUCCGCCAUGUGCCACUGCGCCGGGUGCACCUCUUCACCUUCAUCCAGCUGCUGUGCCUGGCCAUGCUUUGGGUCAUCAAGUCCACUGCGGCUGCCAUUGUUUUCCCAGUGAUGCUGCUGGCCCUGGUGGGGAUCCGGAAGGCACUUGAGUGCAUCUUCUCCCUGCAUGACCUGAGCUGGCUGGAUAACAUUAUGCCUGCAGCAGCCAGGAAGGAGGCAGAGGGGAAACUGCACAGGAAGCAGGAGGAGCAGGAAAGCAACGCUGAUGAAGAGGUGGGUGAUAUCCUGGGAGCUGCGCUCUUUUGGAGCCAUCCUGCAGGGCUCUGUGGUGCAGGGGCUGCACCUGGCCAGGGCACGCAGCUCGGGCAGCAGCAUCUCCCAGCACAAGGUGCCAAAUCCAGAUGGAAUGGCACCAGAGCUGCGGUGCUUUCAUCUAGGGAGUGGCUGUGGGAGCGGGGACAGCAGCAGAGCUGGCAUGGGGCCAUGGGCUCAGCACACCCCGUGCCACAGUGCCGGCCAGCGGCAGGCCGAGCAGCUACAGGAGCUGGAUGCUGUGGGCACGGCUGCCGGUGGGUGACCGGGAGCGCUGCCAACCGCAUCGCCCCCUUGCUUCUCCUCCAGUCUGAGCUGAUGUAUCGCCAAGGACGAGAGAUCAACAUCUCCGUGAAUUAG
This is a messenger RNA of Phasianus colchicus (ring-necked pheasant), 3340 nucleotides long. NCBI's taxonomy places the organism in Eukaryota, Metazoa, Chordata, Aves, Galliformes, Phasianidae. The record is from RefSeq and is a predicted model, not a curated record.